Quercus robur (English oak) is the source of this 477-nucleotide messenger RNA. RefSeq lists its product as uncharacterized. The transcript has a single exon. NCBI's taxonomy places the organism in Eukaryota, Viridiplantae, Streptophyta, Magnoliopsida, Fagales, Fagaceae. The record is from RefSeq and is a predicted model, not a curated record. Bases 1 to 477 code for a protein of 158 amino acids.
AUGGAGCAAGAAGUAGUGAACAGUCUUCAAAAACUACAAUGCACAAAAGAGGAAGAAGAGGAUAUUGUGUUGAUGAAUGCUACUAAAUCGAAGAUCUUGGAAGAAUGUCCUUUAAGUCUCUUUGGACGGCUUCUCACUGAUCGUCAACAGAAUCAAAGAGCUCUCAAAACUACUCUGAAUUCAACGUGGAAAAUGGGGUCUGAUCUGAGGAUUGUUGAGGUUGGAAACAAUAUAUUGCAAUUUAAGUUUGGUUCUCAAUGUCAAUUGGAGUGGGUUGAAAAAGGUGGUCCAUGGAAUUUUGAAAAUAAUCUUCUUUUGCUUUGUCGGUGGAGGAAGGGAUUAACUGCAACAAAUAUCACCUUUACCCAUGCUCCUUUUUGGAUCCAAGUGUGGGGUUUGCCAUUUGAAUACAUGUCUGAGGAAGCAGGGAAGGAUAUAGGUGGCAAAAUUGUCAAAGUAAUUGAGGUGGACAAAUGA